Messenger RNA from Biomphalaria glabrata, 3096 nucleotides. Its product is annotated as sialin-like. Lineage: Eukaryota; Metazoa; Mollusca; Gastropoda; Planorbidae. The transcript is spliced from 15 exons. Gene Ontology annotation, molecular function: transmembrane transporter activity. Gene Ontology annotation, biological process: transmembrane transport; monoatomic anion transport. The coding region runs from base 973 to 2571 and encodes 532 amino acids. The record is from RefSeq and is a predicted model, not a curated record.
AUGCCCUACUUUAUAUCAGUAUGCAACUAAUUACUUAGCAUCUGGUCUAAAGUUACCUACAAUGACAUACCUGGCUAAACUAAAGAUAGAAAAUGUAGGGGAAUUAAAAAAACAAAAUGUCUCGAUACAAAUGGGGCUUUCGUGUUUAGUUGUAAGACCAUGUGGUAGGUUGUACACAUUGUUAGAAUAAAACAGAAUGUAGGACCAAUUAUUUACUUCAAGUUUAUAAUACGAACGAACAAUUCAGACCUGGCAUUUUCAAAGAUUGUUGUGAAUUUUUGUGUACAUAUAUUACUAGUCAUAAUGAGCCAUAUGAAAUUUAUAGAGAUUUUUUUCUGUAUUGUCUGUUUAAAUACCUGCGUUUGAUAAGGUCAUGAUGAGGUGUGACAUCUGAUGGGAUAAAUAACUAUAAAACUAAAAGAAGAGAGAUAUCUGUACCAGAACUUACGACAAUACACCGUCUACCUGGAUCGUACCAUAAAGUAGGCCCAUCUAUUUCGAUGCAGAUCAACAUAGGUGUUUCCAACCGACGCUAAUAGUCCUAUCUUUGGAUCUUAACUUUUGACUAGCAUAUUGUUACGUACUGGACAAGGGAGCAAAUCUAAUAACAAGAGUGACAACUCUGCUCAAUUUAACAAACGAACACUUCAAUUUUAUUAUCUCUACUAAGCAGAACAGCGAGUGAUACGGUGAUAUUGCUAUACAAUGAACAAAGUCACGAAACUGCUCUUCUUGGACUUUAAAACAUUAGUAAAGACAAUUCAGUAGCUAAAAUAGAGACCGCAUGUUUUGAAACUAAACAGUACCCUGGUAAUAGUAUGUUCUGUUUGCAUUCUCAGAGCAGUGCCAUAUGAAAGAGAAAGCUCUCACAAUAGUUACUUCAUGUUCCUGGUCUAUUCUGGGUGCGUCCUGGACAGAAUGUAAAACACAGCAACUAUUUAGCCAAUAUUUAUAGUUCAUGAAUCAUUCGUCAUGUUGGAACUGGACAAUGUUCCCAUCUUCUUCUCUCAUCGUCUGCUCCUCUCGUGUCUGGCAUGUUUGGGGACACUGAUGGUUUACGUCACUCGGGUCAAUUUGUCCGUAGCCAUCAUAUGUAUGGUGCGCAGUGCCCCUGCCAAUGACUCGCUGGACGUCCUCAACGCUUCCUCAACUGGCCAGAACAAUGUCACCAGCUCGUGUGGUAGUGACGUCGUAUCAGCUAACGCCGGUGCUGCCAGGGAGAGAGCCGAGUUUGACUGGGAUAAGAAUACUAGAGCUCAACUGUUGGCCAUGUAUUUCUAUGGCUAUAUAUCGACACAAAUUCUUAGUGGUUGGCUGGCCUCACGUUAUGGGGGUACAAGAGUUUGGGCUGUCAGUAUGUUCAUCUGUGCACUGUGCACGUUAAUCACGCCUGUAUGUGCCAGGACUCACGUGUAUCUGGUCUAUGCUGCUAGAGUCAUCAUUGGAGUGUCUUCUGGUGUUUCUUUUCCUUGUAUACAAGCCAUUCUAGGGCGCUGGGCUCCUGUUUAUGAGAAGAGCAAACUCGCAUCGAUCAUAUAUGCAGGUUUAUCAGCAGGAAACAUCAUAACAUUUGCUAUAUCUGGACUGAUGUGUGAAUACGGCUUCGACAAUGGCUGGGGCUCAAUUUUUUAUCUAUCAGGACUAUUUACGAUAUUAUGGGUGGCAUCUUGGUUUGUUCUGACCUCAGACACUCCUGCUAAACAUAGGUGGGUCUCAGCAAAGGAAAGAACAUAUAUUGAAACAGCAAUAGGUAAAGGGGGACUAACUAAGGUCCGAAGUGUUCCCUGGCUAAAAAUGUUCAAAUCUGGACCUUUGUGGGCUGUCACCACAGCACAUUUUUGUAAUAAUUAUGUAAAUUAUACACUUUUGACGUUGCUGCCAACAUUUUUAAAAGAAAGUUUAAAUUUUGACAUCAAACAGAAUGGAUUGCUGUCGUCUCUCCCAUAUAUCAGUGAAUUUUUAGCUUCUCUUUGUGUUGGUUAUGUAGCGGAUACAAUCCGACAAAAGAAAAUUAUGUCCACAAAGACAGUCAGGAAAUCAUUUCAGUUCUUUGGAUUUAUUGGAACAGCCAUAUGUACCGUCAGUGUUGGUCAAAUGACUUGUGAACAGCGCCACUAUGCGGUACUACUACUGUGCAUUACUACAGCCUGCAUGAGUUUUAAUAGAGCUGGUUAUGUGGUUAAUCAUCAAGACCUGGCUCCAAGUUAUGCAGGUGUGCUGUAUGGUAUAACCAACACUGCUGGUACCUUGCCAGGAAUGAUUGCACCUAUAAUUGCUGGAGCCCUAACACCUAAUAAAACAACAGAAGAAUGGAAGAAUGUUUUUUACGUCUGUGCCGCCAAUGCAGUGUUUGGCGCCAUAGUCUACGUAGUUCUAGCCGAUGGCGAGCUCCAGGAGUGGGCAGUGCCACCUGAAAUUCAAAUAAAGAUGGACAUUGUCGCACAAUACACCAAUGAGAACAUAAGCACAAGUGGGGAAAAAUCAUCAGAAUUACCGUCAGAAAACAAACAGAACAUUUACACAAACAAAAUGAAAUGUUACGAAAAUUUAGCAAUGGAUCAAAAAGUUUAAGAGACUAUUCGUGCGACGAUAAUAACUCUUUUCUUAUCUUAAAAGUUACUGUUCUUCAAAAACAAAAAGUAUUACGUCUUUCACUUGCAAAUGUUAACCUAGGCCUAUAGUAGAUACCGGUACUUGUAAGUCUCUAGUUUUCGUGGAUAAUUAGGGUAUGCCGUUCUAGGCACUUAUUCAGUUGUAAACUUGCAGAUUCUAGGCCUGCUAUACUAUAACAUCGAUAGACCCUAUGUUUAUUUGUUUUCCUUCGUUUGGAAAAUACAUGCGCUGCAAUUUCUUCCCCCCCCCCCCUUUUUUUUAAAUGUAGCUUGGUUAGCUCAAGUUUAUUCUGUUUUGUUGAAGAUAUUUGAGCACAGAAAGAAUGCAGAUUGAUAAAAUAUUCCUACUAAGGACUAUCACCUAUUUUAUGACUGUAGAAAUAUCUGCUACGAGGGUGAAUUUGAUUACAUUUUGUUUAAUUAAUUAAUAUUUCCAAUUGUAAGUUAUUUCUGUGAAAUCAAAUUAAACGAUAAAUGAAAAGAU